Messenger RNA from Meyerozyma guilliermondii ATCC 6260, 1683 nucleotides. RefSeq names its product sugar porter family MFS transporter. Gene Ontology annotation, cellular component: plasma membrane. The coding region runs from base 1 to 1683 and encodes 560 amino acids. Lineage: Eukaryota; Fungi; Ascomycota; Pichiomycetes; Serinales; Debaryomycetaceae. Gene Ontology annotation, biological process: carbohydrate transport; transmembrane transport. Gene Ontology annotation, molecular function: carbohydrate:proton symporter activity. The record is from RefSeq and is a predicted model, not a curated record. The transcript has a single exon.
AUGUCGUCGAAUGAGCAGGUUACUCCAAGGGUGUCGGAAGACAACCUAGAUGGCAAAAAGUCUAUGGAAACUCCCCAGAGCCCUUCUGAUAUCCCCACCACCAAAGAUAUCACCGCAGAGCAACCAACUUUACCGGAAAAAUCCUUGAAAGAUUACAUUUCCAUCUCUCUUUUUUGUAUUCUUGUUGCAUUCGGUGGAUUCGUGUUCGGUUUCGACACCGGAACCAUCUCCGGGUUUGUCAAUAUGACCGACUAUAAGCGUCGGUUUGGUACACUUCAAAGUGAUGGAACCUAUGGUUUUACCGAUACUAGAACCGGAGUCAUUGUGGCUAUUUUCAACGCUGGAUGUGCUAUUGGUGGUAUUUUCUUGUCCAAGAUUGCCGAUGUUGCUGGAAGAAGAAUGGGAUUGAUGUUUUCUAUGAUUAUUUAUGUCAUUGGAAUUAUUGUUCAGAUUACUUCAACCACCAAAUGGUACCAAAUUGUCAUUGGAAGAGCCAUUGCUGGACUUGCCGUGGGGUGUGUUUCGGUGUUAUCACCACUUUUCAUUGGUGAAACUGCUCCAAAAAUGUUGAGAGGAACCUUGGUUUGCAGUUUCCAAUUGUUUAUUACCAUGGGUAUUUUCUUGGGUUACUGUACCACCUACGGAACAAAGCAGUAUGAUGAUGCUCGUCAGUGGAGAAUUCCAUUGGGAUUGUGUUUCGCUUGGGCUGCUCUUUUGGUGGGUGGAAUGCUUGCUAUGCCUGAGUCACCUCGGUACUUGAUUGAAAAGAACAAAAUUGACGAAGCCAAAAAGUCGCUUGCCAAGUCCAACAAGGUCCAUGUCGACGAUCCCGCAAUCUACACCGAAGUGCAAUUGAUCCAUGCUGGUAUCGAGAGAGAAAGAUUGGCGGGUUCUGCUUCUUGGACUCAAUUGUUGUUUGGUAAGCCCAGAAUUUUCGAAAGAGUUCUUACUGGAGUGGUCCUUCAGUCCAUGCAACAACUCACCGGUAACAAUUACUUUUUUUACUAUGGAACCACCAUUUUCAAAGCUGUUGGAAUGGCCGAUUCUUUCCAAACAUCAAUUGUUCUUGGUAUAGUGAAUUUUGCAUCCACUUUUGUUGGAAUCUAUGCCAUUGAAAGAUUGGGUAGAAGAAUGUGCUUGUUGAUAGGUUCCGUGUGGAUGACUAUCUGUUUCAUCAUCUACUCGGUAUUGGGUUCUGUUCACUUGUACAGAAGUGGUUAUGACAAUCCUAACGACACAUACAAGUCAUCUGGUAACGCCAUGAUUUUCAUCACUUGUUUGUUCAUUUUCUUCUUUGCAUCUACAUGGGCUGGUGGUGUCUACUCCAUCAUUUCGGAAAUUUACCCAUUAAGAAUUAGAUCCAAGGCUAUGUCGGUAGCCACCGCAGCCAAUUGGAUUUGGGGAUUUUUGAUCUCGUUUUUCAGUCCUUUCAUUACUUCUGCCAUCCACUUCUACUACGGAUUCGUGUUCACUGGAUGUUUGAUUUUCUCGUUUUUCUACGUCUACUUUUUCGUCUACGAAACCAAGGGCUUGUCUUUGGAAGAAGUCGAUGAGCUUUAUGCCCAAAAAAUGCCUGCAUGGAAAUCCUCUGGCUGGGUUCCUCCUUCUCAGGACGAGAUGGCCACCUCCACCGGCUACGCGCGUCACACCAAACCUGAGGUGGACGAAGCCGAAAGGGUUUGA